Messenger RNA from Schistosoma mattheei, 1278 nucleotides. NCBI's taxonomy places the organism in Eukaryota, Metazoa, Platyhelminthes, Trematoda, Strigeidida, Schistosomatidae. The record is from the annotation of a GenBank genome assembly.
AUGAGCUCUUAUGCAAUAAGACUAUUAAAACAAGAGAAAUACCAAGAAUCAAAUGCAUUAACUCGUCAACUCUUGGAAGUGGAUCCUAAAAAUUAUAGAUUAUUGAUUUUAUCUGCUGAUUGUCAAUAUUUUCUAAAUAAUUAUGAAAAAUCACUUGAAGAAUAUGAAAACGCAAAGUCAAUAAUUAGUAAACUAUUGACCGAUUCUAAUCAUUGCAUUUGUGAUAACAAUGUGAUGAAAAUUCCCGAAAGUAUUAAUUCAAUCAAUGGAAGAAUCUGCUUAGCUUGUUACCAGUUAAGUAAAAGUAGAAUUAAACAAAGUGACUGGUCAAAGGCAAUAAAUUAUUUAGAUCGCUGUAUUCGUUUGGCGCCAUUUCAAUCAGAAUUUUACAUGACACGUGCACUAGUUCAUUAUCAGUCAAAUCAUACUGAGCAUUCGUGGAAUGAUAUAUUAAUUUUCGUUUAUUUGAAUUUAAGUGACUGGGCAUUGUGUCAAAGAACAAACGGUAAAUGGUCUAUAUAUCCAAUGUGGUAUCAAACUAUUGUACAUAAUCGACUCCUCAGUCAAGUUAACGAACAAAUCGGUCCAUUAAUUCAUCGUCUCACACCAAAAUAUAUUGAUUUGGUAAAAGUUGCGAAUUCUAAAGAAUGUGAACUGUCUUUACUAAAGAAUUUACGAAGAAUAAUUAAUGAAAACAAAUGUGCUGCAUGUCAGAGAGCCCGUGAUGCUUCAACUACUAAAAUUACCUUUCCUACUAAUGGUAAUCAACAGACGUUGGAAAAUCCGAUUGAUUGGUUAAAUAAUCAUGUGUGGUUUAAUUUAUUUUCAGAGCCUAGGGAUAACAAUGUUAUUAAAAUGCAUUUCGUAAAUUCAGAUGAUAUUACUCAGAAAACAUUCACUGAUGUAGGUGAAGAUGACUACAAACAAAUCAAUGCCAAAAUUAAGGAAAUUCGUCAAAAGAAUUUCGCCAGACAAUACAUGUACACCAAAUGAACUCCAUUAUUUUAAAUGUAACAGAAUACUGUGAUGACCAACUUGGUUGUCAUUAAUUUAUUAUUCUUUUUGUAAGACUAUCACUUUGAUGUUUCUAGAUUUUUGUUUAUUUGUAUGUCCCUUUUUGGUCUUCGUCUUAUUCACGGCAAAACUAGUAGAUUAUUUCUCAGUUUUUAACAGUAAACUUAUUUCUUAAACAAUCAAAUGACAUCAAAGUUUUUUUGAUGAGAUAACUGUUGCUAAAUUACAAGGUUCUACAAAUUAUCAAUUAUGACAAACUAUUAA